Messenger RNA from Stylonychia lemnae, 2190 nucleotides. The record is from the annotation of a GenBank genome assembly. NCBI's taxonomy places the organism in Eukaryota, Ciliophora, Spirotrichea, Sporadotrichida, Oxytrichidae.
AUGGAAGACGAAUUACGUUAAAAUUAAGACAAUUUGAUUGGAGAUGCGAACAGCCCCAAUGAUGAUGGAAAAAUUCAUAAUGCGCUUGAAGAUUAUUAUAAGCCAAUUUAUUGCCAAGAAGUACCUCCUAUUUCUUACUUGGAUUAAGUGUAAAGCAUAACAGACACUCAACACUCAGUUAAUUUUGCAAACUAAAUCUUCGAAUCACUUUUAGAUAGAUGGGAAGCUAGGGAGUAUUCGAAAAUUGUUUUAAGGGCAAAUUUAAGGCAGCAUCUGUUAACGAAAUCAACAACUGAAUUUGUGAAUAUAACAUUGAUGUCUUAAAUAGUCAACUAUUGCUAAUCCCCUUAUUUUGAAGAUGAAGAUGCUUUUUUAAAUUGGGCUGAGGAUUCUGAACCAUAGCCUUCAAAGUUUGAUGCUACUACUUCUUUUUCAAGAUAGUUGCAGCUUAAAAAUCUAAACCUUACAGUCAUUAAACAUAAUGCUUCUAAAGUAUGGGGCUAAAAUGAUGAAAUAAAGGAUAAUUAAUCAGAUUAAAUGAUCAUAGAUUUGCUUAAUAAUUCCAAACUCAGUAAUCUAUCUAGACCAUAAAGCUAAUUAUCAAGAAACAGUCAAAGAAUUUUUCACAAAAGUAGGAGUACGAGACUGCUAUAAAGCAUUGGUGAUCAGGCUAAAAAGUCUAAUGGCUUUAAUACAGCAAGAACUGGGUAGGAUCUCAAAUUUAUAACCCUGAAUGAAUAUUAUCAAAGAAAUAUGGAUUCUUAAAGCAAAACCCCUUAGGAUAUUGAAAUAGAUGGAUUAAUUGAUUGGUAAAGAAGAAAAAAAUUUAGAGAUGAACAAAGAAUUUAGGACCUUAGUGAGAAAGCAAUAGAGUAAUCUAAGAAGAUCACGAAAUAGCAUAAUCUCGAGGACGAUAAACUUCCUAAAGAAUAUUAAAGAUCAUAGGUAAAAAAUAUCUCGGAGACUAAAAUCCUUAAAAAGGGAAUUCCAAAAACUAAUGUGAAGAUCCUGUCUGAUUUAGACACUUCUGCAACGAUAAAAAUGAAAAAGUAAAUUAUUGAAGAUGUUAUUGAACCAAUGUAAAACCCAAUUGAACUUAUAUCACCUAACGAUGGAGUGAUUUAUUAGUAAGAUUAAAGGGUCAAGGCAGGUAGACCUAUUGAUGAGAAAAUUAAAGAAUCUAAUAAAUUAUCCAGAACUUAAUACUUCAAUUCUUCAUAAUAUGGAGAAUUUAGCAUUAAUAAGGGCAUAACCAAGAUAAAGGACACUAACUCUGAUAUGAAUUCUUCAAAACUCUAAACCAUUCAUGAAUAAUCAAUGGAAUACAACAAUACAUCUGGAUUUCUUCACAGUCUUCAUAAUCAUCUGAGCAACCCAAAGGUACAAAACUACAAGAUCCACUAAACUCUAAAUCAAAAUGAAAUCACUGACUUACUAGUGGUCAACAAAGAUGAUCAAUCAAUAUUUCUAGAAGAUCCUUCAAUUUAGAAUAAUACUAAUUCAACUUUCAAUUUCAGAAAUAAAACAUAAUCGGCAUUGAUCACCGGCUAUCAAACUGAGAGAAAUGUUUCUAAAAGUUCUUCCAGAAUAUUGCCUGCUCUAUAAAAAGUAUAAUAGGGCAAGUAAUCUGGGAUGAUGUCAAAAUUCAAAAGAUAGCUCAGUGUUAGUUCGUUUAACAAGACCUUCUACACUAAUAACAAUAACUUAUCUUAACUUGAUGAAACCUACGAUACACCAACUGAGUCAAGAAUGCUAUCGCCUGCCAAAAACAAUGAAUUCUAAGAUAAAGUAGAUUUAAUAAACUAGUCUAUAAUGUAGGAUAAGAAUUGGGGGUAUCAAACUUAGAGAGCUAGUCAAUAAUUACCUCCACUUGCAGGUAAAUUGAAUAAUGGCUCAAAAGGAUCAGAAAGAGUAAAGAUUCCUUAGAUUGACAUCUCGUAAAUUCAACACUUAAAUGAAAACUAAAUGAAUUCUAAACCCUUCAGCCCAAGAUUGCAUAGGCUGCUUAACAAAAGCACUUAUAUUGAGAGAAUAUCAUCAUAGUAAGCUAAGACAUCUAGGUAUGAAGAUGAAGUUAAACAAUAUGAUUCAGUGUUAAUGAAGAAAAAAAUACUAAAGACUUCGGGUAUAUUAAUGGCUAAAACUGGAAUGCCUAUGAUUUCAGAAAUAAAUCAAAAGAAAUAGUAAUGA